CAUGGUAUUUUGACAUUUGCAAGCUUCACACCGACGCGGUGUCAUCGUCGGGUUUUAUUUAAUUUUAUUAUUAUAAAUAAGCGACAAAGAAAAUUGUGAUAGUGUGAUUUUAUACACAUCUUGGUGAUAUUAUUAGUGAUAAGAUUUGUUAUGUUAUUGUUGCACAUUUGAAACCUAACGAGCUUACCCUGCCUGCAGUGCGUGCCAAGAGCCCCAGAGUCCCAGCCAUUAGAUUGAGUGGAGUGUCCCCUGUGUCCAACCACACGUAGCCCCAUACGCAGUCAAAAUUCCGCGAGACACAACGGACACCUCCUCCAGCAUGGAACUGGAGAAAGCCCCCAACCUCCACGAGGAAGACUCCAAAGUUACCCUCACUAUCAGACUGAUCAUGCAGGGGAAGGAAGUUGGCAGUAUUAUCGGGAAAAAGGGAGAAAUUGUCAAAAGAUUUAGAGAAGAGUCUGGAGCCAAAAUCAACAUAUCUGAUGGAUCAUGUCCAGAACGUAUUGUUACUGUCACUGGAAACACAAACGCCAUUUUCAAAGCAUUCACACUUAUAUGCAAGAAAUUUGAAGAGUGGUGCUCACAGUUCAACGAGGGUGGCGGCGGCGGGUCGCGUGCGCCGAUCACGCUGCGUCUCAUCGUGCCCGCGUCGCAGUGCGGCUCACUCAUUGGGAAAGGCGGCUCCAAGAUCAAAGAGAUCAGGGAUGUCACAGGAGCCAAUAUACAGGUCGCGAGCGAAAUGCUGCCAAAUUCUACGGAACGCGCGGUGACGAUCAGCGGGACCUGCGACGCCAUCACACAAUGCAUUUACCACAUCUGCUGCGUCAUGUUAGAGAGCCCACCAAAAGGAGCCACCAUCCCAUACAGGCCGAAGCCGACGGUGGCGGGCCCCGUGAUCCUCGCCGGGGGACAAGCCUACACCAUCCAGGGCAACUACGCGGUACCGGCGCAAGACAUGGGAGGACUGGCGAAAUCACCGUUGGCGGGUCUCGCCGCUCUGGGCCUAGGAGGACUGGGACCAGCUAACUCAGGUGGAUUGAACCCAGCAGCCUUGGCCGCUUUAGCGGGAUCACAGUUACGCACGUCGUCUGCCACUCGCAACCAGCCGACCACCAACCAACAGUCGCACGAGAUGACAGUGCCCAACGAAUUAAUCGGGUGCAUCAUUGGCAAGGGCGGCACUAAAAUCGCGGAAAUUCGUCAAAUCUCGGGGGCCAUGAUUCGGAUAUCGAACUGCGAGGAGCGCGAGGGCGGCAGCACCGACCGCACCAUCACCAUCUCCGGGAACCCCGACUCGGUGGCUCUUGCGCAGUAUCUCAUCAACAUGAGGAUCACGAUGGAGACCGCCGGGCUGCAGCUGCCGGGGUACCACUACAUCGCUCCCAACCACAUCGUGAAGGCCCCGAUCCAUUGAAUGGGGCUCCGCAGCCAGGCGCCCGCGUACAAGCUGUACAACACCGAGCGCGCGUACUACGUGCAACCGCACUACGGGACUCUGGCUCCGAUAUAUUUCUACAAAUAAAUCUCCAACGAGGGAUCGGAAGCAAUUGGCAUCGCUAAAUAACGUGCUGAAACGUAUGUUUACAUUUGUUACGAGUUUAUAAGUAUUUUAGAUAUUCUUAUAUUUAUUCUCCACUGUAUUAAUUGGUCGGAAUGAAUAGGUAAUCAAUGAGGGGUGAUAUGCAUUAUAUCGGGGAUAUUGUAUUGAAGUUUUAAAAUGACUGACAUUUUAAAAAUAAAGUAUUAACCUGCGAGCGGUGAACGUGUCUUAAUUAUUACCGAUGCACUUAUUUAAAAACAUUAAUGAUUAUUUGUUUUCAUCGUUCCCCGCUCCAAGUUGUGAAUUUUUAUCAAAGUAUGCGACAGGAGUUAGCUAAGCUGAUCGAAUUUACUAUGGAUUUAAGCGGUCGAGUUAUUCAAUUAUCAAUUGAAUUUUCGUCAUGAUCAGUACUGACCACAAAUGAAUAAAAUGUUCAAAAUAAGUUAAAUCGAGAGUCGGAAUACAGUAGGUGUAGAUGCGUUACAAUCGACCUCGGCCCUGCUGACGUAGCGUAGUGUUAGCAUAGCGACAGAGUGAGAGGGUUAAAGACAAUAUAUGUAAAUAUAAAUAAAUGGUAAUAACCUGGAAAAUUAGGUAUUACAGUAAAAGUUGUGUCGCUCGGGAGCGGCGCGGCGAUACGAAACCGGUGGGAUCAAAUCCUUUUAGAACUAACAUUAAAGCGGACAGAGGCGAAGCGCGAACAUUUCACUAAAACAUUUAAAAUCGUUAUCAUCACAAAAAAGACGUUAGGUGUAUAAAAAUAGUGUUGCUAAAUGUGAUAGUCUUCUAAUUUAUUUUACAUUUGAAAUAUAAGAUCUCUUACAUAUACUGCGUGUGCAUCGGCUACUUGAAAUUUUAUAUUGAGUAAAUAAUAUUGGUCUAGGGAUCAAAACCAAAGAUUGUUGAAGUUUGUUUAACAUUAAUAAUGUUGUGGAUUUAUGCUAAAUUAUUCUGAGAGUAGUUAAUGUUUAGUGACGUAACGUAGGACAGUUUGUUUUGACUUAUUUUAUUACCCUCUCUGGACUGCUCAUUGUAUUUAGUCUUAGAUCAAAAUAUAGAUAGCUCUGUGGUAUUCAACAUAUUUCCAAAAAUCUUCAAAAAAAAUCGCUUAGUUGUAAGUAGUAUAAGAUAACUAUAGGACCACUGUAUUCGAACGCUUUCCAGUGAAACGUUUCGUUAAAGCAUAAUGAUGCAAUGUAGUGCCACUGAAUAACAAAAUGGUGUGCCAAAUGUCUGAGUUUGUAAUCAAUAAGAAUAAGAUUCGAAUUAUUACGAUGCAUUUUAAUCUCGAUAAAAAUAUUGUCUUAAAUCAUUGAUAGAUGUUACAAAGUGUACUGAAUACACAAUUCACAGAUAAAUGACUAAUUUUGCACCCUAGAUUUAAGAUACACAAUUAGACUAACAAGAUAGUCGAAACAUAUCCCUAUUACAUAUUUCCCAAGUCUUCCCCUUUCAUUAUUUUUCAAUAAAUUGUAAUAAAUUUAAAAGUAAUGAAUGAAUGUGCCAAAGUUGUGUUUACGUAUUUGAAUGCAUGUAAUGUAAUGAAAUUCAUGAGAUCUUAUUUCGCCGACUUUGUCGACGUGUAACUAGUCAAAUUGUUCUGAAAAUAAAGACAAAAAUUAUAUUAUUGUAUGCUAGUCAAAAUUAUUUUCAAUUGGUAAGUUUUACUUUUUUGUACAAUAAAAUGGAAAUUUAUUUAUUUUUGUGUUUGUAAAAGUAAAAGUUUUAACUAUUUUUGUGUGGUCUCGCUUAAACGUAAAUUAGCAAUAAAAUUUUGAUAAAAUCAAUUAUUUAUAGUCUAAUGAAUUGCAAUUAAGACAAUGUAUAGAGCUUUGUAAAUUAAGUACCACACAGGUAUAAAUAGAGAUUAAUCUAUAGGUGUAACUGUGAACAGAUUUUGAAAACGUAGUAAGAGAUUAAAGAGAAGAGAUUUAAUAGCUGUGAUUAAAGAUUGGUGGCACUUUUGUGCGAAAAGCUACGUCAGGUAGUCGCUGUAUAUUCGUUGUCGGCAUAGAGCGCAAGUAGUUGUGAUAGUGCACGCUUGCUGUAGAAUGGUUAUGAGUGUGGCGGAGGUGCGCGUUAUUCGGGCGGAGCGACGGACGUUGUAUUGCGAGAAGGCAAUUGUAACGCAAAUACUUUGACAAAAAGUAUUAGCUCCUCGGUGUUGUCACUACAUGUAUAAAACUAGUACAAUGCAACUUUAUUGCAGUAGUUAAUAAAAUGCAUAAUUAAUUUGUCACGUGUAGCUAUUACAUUCAGUUAUAUUAGUCACAGAAAUGAUAAUAUAAUCUUUAUUAUACUCAUAUUAGAAUAGUAAUUAUGAUUCAAUAUUGUUACUGUUAUUUUGAUUUGCUCAAUUUUCUGAAUGUUUUAUGUAAGCUAGGCUUCGAAAUAUUAUUUAGUUUUGUUGGUUUGUUAGAACUUUUAAUAUCAGGGAUGUAUUUGUGACAAACAUCUCGUAUUUAAAGUGAUUCUAUUAAAUUUAACUGUACUCACACAAAAUUCUGAAGAAACUACUAUUAUGGAGAUAAAUAAUAAAAAUGGCAAUUACAGAAUAACUUACAAAGUUCGCACACAUGCACGACAAAGCCAGAAUCUUAUUUACUAACUGAUUUAUUAAUAUUCUAAUCUCACAAUGCCAUGACAUGAAUAUACGCAUACAUAUAAAUUUGUACUUAAUUAUUUUUAUCCCAUCAUCAUAAAAUGUUCUAUUAAGUAUUGACAUCAUCAUCAAAUGACAAAUUAGUGAAAUUUUAUUUUAUAAUUGGAUUUAUUUGGUUUUGUUAAUUGAUUUUUGUUUUAAUUAUAAAAAAAGAUAUGUGCUUAUAGUUUUUUGGAUGCCACUUUAUUACAUUAUCAUAUUUUGUUCUGUAUUUUUAUGUGACGUGUUAUAAAUUUAUAUUAGCCUUUAUUGACAGGGUCUGACUGCGUUGUAUAAUAGUGUUAAUUAAAUUCAAUUUUAGCAAAUAUGAAUAAUGGUAAUAGUGAAUUUUUUUAGAAUUUUCAUGUUAGCACUUGAAUUUGAUACUUAUUGCACCAUUUCGAAAUCCUUAUAUUGAAUUUUUUGGGUAUUAGGAUACAAAAAAACCUUUCAUAGCGCACGUGUUCUGUGCGUUUGUAUGUUCAUUGAUGGAAUAUGCAUAAGAGAAUGUUAUUUUUACUAAAGCAAUAUCAAUGCUUAAUAUUUCGUUAUCAUCUUAAAUAAAUUUAUAUUCACAUACAGGUUUGCGACGAUUGGGUAAAAAGGGUUGUGUCAUUUGUUAUGCAUAUACAAUAUUCAAUAUAUUCGCUUUGGUCCCUCUAAGUACAUUACAAAUAAAUUAGACCUAUAAAAAAUUCAUCUUAAUAAUGUAGUAAACCAGGGUAACGUAUAGAUGAUACAUAUUAUUUCGGUAUAAGUUCACAAUAUUGUACCUGUAGUUCAAAAUCAGUGUAUUCAAAAAGCUUAUAAAAUUGUACUCUAAAACAUUGUUUUAAGUCUUAACCUUAAACCAAGUAAUGGAACAAUAACGUGCUUGUAAAAAGAGUACCUACUUUAUUAUAUUCAUGGUCUUACAAUUUCAUCUUUAAGGCAUGGUCUACAAGUAUACGAAAGUGCCAAAGUAACAAAAACAAUGUUAAGUGAUGAAAUUUGGCCAAUUUGUUAUAUCUAUAUGUUUUUGUAGGCUAUGCCUAAAUCUGUUUUCAAUAAUCGUUUAGUAUUAAACCUUUAUAGUAUUUAUUGACUGAGUAUAGUUAAGAGUAAUUAUACAGAAGGCAACAAAAUCUCUCAAUUGUCUUGUAUUACUGCUGCAAUUUCGAUAAGCAUUUAAUUUUAUACUCGCAUCGAUAGCGUGUAUUCAAAGCACUGGCCAAAUUCACAGUUCGCUUAAAAAAUAUUAUUAAUAAUUAUUUUUGUUCUCUGAGCAAUAUUUAGAGCUUGAAAUAGCGGCUAUGGGUUUUGCUACUCCGUACAUGAUAUACAUUUUAACAAAAUUUUAAUGCAUGGCUAAGUCAAUAUGACAAUUAAGCAUUAACUUCAUACAAGCAUGGUAUGCCAUACAUUUUUAUGAUGUAUUAUAGUGAAGUCUAUGUAUACAACAGUUUUGACAAUAUUAUAUGUGCCAUUAUGAUGAUUAUCGAAGCAAUAUGGCUGCAAAUAUCUUGCUUUCUCUGUAGUAGGUAUGUGGGUUUGUUUCAAAAUGGCGCAUGCUUGUGUGAACAAGAGAAAAGUAUAGAUAUUUUGUGUUCCCGUACAAUAAGAAUUUCACUCGUCAUAUCUUUUAAAUAUCAGUGUAAUUGUCGACAUAUCUAAUCGUUUUGUGAAUUGAAUUGAUUAAUGUUAAUGAAAUAUAAAUGUUGUACUUACGGUUACAGUAUACUGUCAUUGAGGUUCAUUUCAAUAUUAAUGUUUGUUUUCUUAUGUUAAUUCAAUAAA
Molecule: messenger RNA, 5957 nt
Organism: Amyelois transitella
Lineage: Eukaryota; Metazoa; Arthropoda; Insecta; Lepidoptera; Pyralidae
Gene: mub
Product: poly(rC)-binding protein 3
Exons: 11
Coding region: 320-1414 (364 amino acids)
Biological process (GO): regulation of gene expression; regulation of RNA metabolic process
Cellular component (GO): cytoplasm; nucleus
Molecular function (GO): mRNA binding
Source: RefSeq, a predicted model, not a curated record